UUUAAACAAUCGCGCAAGGCUACCAACUUGAAAAUUGUAAUUUAAUCUGUAUUCUGUUUUUAAUUUUCUAGUUGUCACUGUCAUAAAUGUAUCAUAAUAUUUUGCUGUGUGUGAAAUAAAAUAUGAGUAAUUUUGAUACAAGGAAACUUAUAAAUGAAAUCAAGAAGAGGCCCUCUAUCUGGGAUACAUCGUCGACUGAUAAUACAAAUAAGGAAUUGAAGAAAAAAGACUGGAAUGAAAUAGUUGCAAUAUUUGGUGGUGAUGACAUCUCGGCUAGUGAUCGACAUCUUUUACGACUUACUCUUCAAAAAAGAUGGAAGAACAUAAGAACUAGUUUUGCCAGAGAACUAAAAAGACAAAAGAACUAUGGUUCGGGUGCAAACCGUAAAAGUGAAUAUGUGUAUUACAAACAGUUACGUUUCUUGUCCAAUGUUAUGAAUAUUGCUGAGAAGGAAGCUGAUGAUGAACCAGAAUAUGUCUAUUAUGAUGUUGAUGUAGAAUUCAAUCAAACGAGCGAUGACAAUAAAUAUGAACAAAGAAUUGAAAACAAAUUCAAACGUAAAAUGAUUGACGAUGAAGACACUAUAGAUGAUAAUGAGGAUAACGAAGAUCGUCUCUUCCUAUUAUCACUUCAUGAAAGAUUACGAAGAAUCCCAAAAAGUAAAAAAACUGCCAUUAAAAUUAAAUUACUAUCCAUUAUAAAUGAGGCUUUGAUUGAUGAGGUCGCAGACUGAAGCUGAAACAAGACAGUAUUGGCUAGUCAAUCAAUAAAUUAUGGUUUUAGGUACCAAUGAGCAUUUUUAUUGAAUGCAGUGUGAAUUUGUUAAAUGAUAACUAAAUAAAACGUGAUAAUAUUAUCAAUAUUAAUGGACAUUUUAUACAAUAUUAUAUAUAAAAAAAAUGUUGAUUGUGAAAUUAAAGAUGUGUAUCAUAGGAUACAGAUAAAAGUUUAUCAUUGAAACAACCUCACAAGUCAAAUGAAGCAGAAGGUAGUUAUAAUUAAUAAGAUAAACUGCAAAGCCUUUAAUUACAUAUUAUACAAUUAUUGUUGAUCAAAUAAAUCUCUGAGAUAUA
Molecule: messenger RNA, 1074 nt
Organism: Danaus plexippus (monarch butterfly)
Lineage: Eukaryota; Metazoa; Arthropoda; Insecta; Lepidoptera; Nymphalidae
Exons: 2
Coding region: 123-734 (203 amino acids)
Biological process (GO): regulation of transcription by RNA polymerase II
Cellular component (GO): transcription regulator complex; nucleus
Molecular function (GO): DNA binding
Source: RefSeq, a predicted model, not a curated record